Molecule: messenger RNA, 271 nt
Organism: Geodia barretti
Lineage: Eukaryota; Metazoa; Porifera; Demospongiae; Tetractinellida; Geodiidae
Source: the annotation of a GenBank genome assembly
UUGGCUCUUGCUGAUACGCCUGAUUACGGAUCCAACGGGCUUUGGUGCGACUACCAGCAUCACUCUGUGUUCAACUGCUCUGAGAAAGCCCCGUACUACAAUACUGAGCUGUUGGUAGUCAUAUUGCUCUGUGGAUUGCGGAUCAAGUUCAAAAACACCAUGAUAGGGAAGCGUAUCCUCACCAGUCUACCUAGUGUCAUAUUUCUCCUUGUCUGACAAUCGGCAAUUUUACUGUUGUUAGUAAUCUUUCUCACUGCUACCGUUUGGCUAA